Molecule: messenger RNA, 1177 nt
Organism: Bursaphelenchus okinawaensis
Lineage: Eukaryota; Metazoa; Nematoda; Chromadorea; Rhabditida; Aphelenchoididae
Source: the annotation of a GenBank genome assembly
AUGCCAGAUUCGGCCGCCCAGAAGUCAAACUUGUUUAUUCUGUUUUUUGGCGUUUCCGGAGCUACACGUGUCAUGGCGAGUCGAAUUAGUUUGGACACGGUAGGUUUCAGACGGUUUUCUGUGUUAUUGGAGGAAUACGUUUCGUCGUAUAAAAGUGGGCCACAUUUUCCUCUAUUUUUGUUGUUUUUCUUUAUUUUGAUUUUUUAAUUUUUUAUUAUUGAAAAUUCGCCGUUUAAUUCUACAUCUAAUGUCUGCACAGGGUGCGUCAAUGUAUUUUCAGGAGAUUAAAGUGAGGAAGCGCCUCUCAGCGCUCCUACGAGAUCGGAUCUACGACUAUUUUGGUGGCGUGGACAAGAUCCUUAAGGAUUUGGCCGAUCAGCGUUUGGAACUGGAGGCACAAUGUUCUAAGGCUGGAGAGUUUGAAGGAUGCCUAUUCUCUUUUCGUCUAGAAAUGAGCUGGAUCUAUAAAGAAUCAAGCUCAAGAACUUGUUGUGGAGGACCAGAACAGGAAAGGACAAAUUUUAAAGGAUGUGAAAGAGGUAAGUUUUAUAUUACUAUUGUUAUGUGUUUAAAAAGCUCCUAUAAAAUUGCUGAUUGUUUAAGGAAGGUAAAUAUUAUAACUUUACAUCGUGGGCUUAUGGUGCUAGGUGUUUUAUGUAGGAUAAAAACCUUUAUUGAAGCGAAUUUAGUAUGAACAUAUUAUACGUUUAUUAUACGAUCUUAUAACAGGUGCUUUUAGGCUUUUUUUGCAACAUUAAUAAAGUUAGUACAUUUGAUAGAACCAUGCUUUUUGCAUAGAUAGUUGUGAGUUCAUUUUAAAUAGCUUUAAAUCAACAUAAAUCAAUUUUAAACGGUAAGAAAAGGUUCUAGAGUGUACUGCUGGUCACUUAAGACUAAGCAAAACUAUGAAUUGUGCGUUGGUAGCGCAUUGGCUGUGCCGCCGCUUGCUAUUUGCAAGGACCUUGGUUCGACCCCGUGAGCCGCCCAACCCAAGCGGCUUGAGGAAUGAGUAGCGCUGAGUACACCGGGACUAGGCACAUCUAUAGUUGGCCUACACGAGUAUAUGAUUGAACGCCAGAAUUCUUAUGGAGCACCACACCUACGACUCAGUGACGCGAGAAACAGUGAAAUACCUGGGGAAAGGAACAAUUAUGGGAAACGUCAAACUCAAGGAUAG